ACUCAGCUUAGGCUCCGUCAAGUCAACUUAAUUACCCAUCUUCCUCUGGGUAGCUUCAUUUAUAUGUACACCUGCAACUAGCUAGCAAGGAGAACUUCAUCUGCUUCCUCUCUUCGCUGCAAGGAUCCCUCAAGUGCUCCUCUCAAUUGGUCCUCACAAAUCAUCAGGAAUGGCCAGCGGAAGUACCCAAGAGAGCAAGCAGCCAAGCCCCGAACUACCGUCGGAACUACCAUAUGACUUUUUGAAGAACAUUACGGAUGACUUCUCGGAUAAGCACAUACUUGGUGUAAGUCCAUUUGGAACGCUUUAUAAGGGAACAGUGCCAGAAGGAGGAAAAGUGAUUGCCGUGAAGAAACUUCAGGAAAACGCACCAAUACUGGCUGGCAAGACAUUCAAUACAGUGGUUCAGAACGUUAUGGCGCUAAAGCAUAUUAACAUAGUAGAGCUGAUCGGAUUCUGCAGUGAAGCACAGAAAAAAUUGGUGCAGUUCAAUGGAAGAUAUAUUCAUGCAGACAUUACUGAAAGUUUACUCUGCUACGAGUAUUUACCUAAUGGGAGCCUAAACCAGAAUCUUUUUGGGACCAAAGAAGGCGAGUCUGUCUCUUCACCUGGACCCUGUAUCGACUGGGGCACGCGGUUCAAAAUAAUCAACGGGAUUUGCCAGGGUUUAUGUUUUCUGCACAACUUGGAUAUUCCCCUUAUCCACAUGAAUCUAAAGCCUGAAAAUAUACUGUUGGAUGAAAACAUGAUACCGAAGAUUGCUGAUUUUGCAAUGUCGAGAGUCUUUGGUGAACAGCAAACCCGAUUGUGCACACAAAAAGUCGUGGGAUCGUAUGGGUACAUGGCUCCAGAAUACUUAUACAGAGGUGAAAUCUCCGCCCAAUCGGACAUAUAUAGUUUAGGCUUGCUGAUAAUCGAGAUCACCACAAGAGAGCAGAAUUGUCCCGAAGACAAUCAGCCAUCCGCAAGAAAAUUUAUUGAAAAAGUACGCAAAGAUUGGACAAUGCAGCACAUAGCGUCCAUGUAUGGGUCGUUAGAUGCAGAAUGCCUGCGGCAGAUAAAAGCAUGCAUUGAUAUUGGGCUGACUUGUGUUGAGAUAGAUCGGAGGCGCAGACCUUCCAUACUCGAAAUUGUUGAGAAGCUAUCAUUUGGUUCCAGCCGAACGUCAGAUGAGGUCUCUCGUGUGUCUUCAUCGAGCAGCAAGCCUAGGUUCACUUCAGGCCACAAGAAGAAAUAAAUGUACUCUAUUGUUGCUAGAACAUCAUUAUUCUAUUUUGGAAGACCCUUUGAUGUCAUGUUAGUGUAUAUGGAAACAUUUAAAUAAUGUUAUUUCAUUUUUUAUAAUACAAUGCUGCAACUGUUUUCCAUGUUA
Molecule: messenger RNA, 1372 nt
Organism: Triticum aestivum (bread wheat)
Lineage: Eukaryota; Viridiplantae; Streptophyta; Magnoliopsida; Poales; Poaceae
Product: cysteine-rich receptor-like protein kinase 6
Exons: 7
Coding region: 170-1237 (355 amino acids)
Biological process (GO): protein phosphorylation
Molecular function (GO): ATP binding; protein kinase activity
Source: RefSeq, a predicted model, not a curated record